Messenger RNA from Pleurotus ostreatus (oyster mushroom), 3360 nucleotides. RefSeq lists its product as uncharacterized. Gene Ontology annotation, biological process: regulation of exocytosis; regulation of protein secretion; establishment of cell polarity. Lineage: Eukaryota; Fungi; Basidiomycota; Agaricomycetes; Agaricales; Pleurotaceae. Gene Ontology annotation, molecular function: syntaxin binding; myosin II binding; GTPase activator activity. The coding region runs from base 1 to 3360 and encodes 1119 amino acids. Gene Ontology annotation, cellular component: cytoplasm; plasma membrane. The transcript is spliced from 17 exons. The record is from RefSeq and is a predicted model, not a curated record.
AUGUUCCGCAAGCACAAUGACCAGGAAAUCUACGUGGAUCUUUCAUCGGCCCUGCGCGACCGCCAGGAUUGGGCCGUGGGUGCUCUGCGCACCUUCCAGUACCUGUCAGAUAUCAGCAGCUUCGCAUACGAGCCAGUAUCAGGCCUCCUAGCUGUCGGCACAAGCGGAGGGGUGGUCUCCAUCUUUGGCUCGCCAGGAGUACAAUGCCAGGUCUCCCUGAGGGAGCCCGUGGCCGUGAGGUUCCUUCAAUUCGCAGCGUCAAUACAGCGUUUGGUCUGCCUUGAUGGGAGCAACCAGCUGCACGUCUGGGACCUUGAGGAGCUCUCGCAGAACAAGCCUAAAUAUCUUAUCACCGCUAAAUUCGACGAAGCAUCUGCUCUUACUGUGUCACCCAGUCACUCUCACGCUUUCAUUACUUUGGCCUCUGGCGUCGUCCGGACUUAUGAUUUGCUCUGCCUGCGUAAAUCUCCGUAUAGCAUGCCCAACAUGUGGACUCUAUAUGAGGAGAAGAUCAUCGCCAGUGGAAUGCCGGACAUGCUUAAUCCAGACAGUUCCUUUGGCCUAGAUGCAGUCAUACAUCCGCGUAACCUGAACCUUCUCUUCGUAGUGUAUGCGGGUGGCAUAAUACUCUCCGACCUCGCUGAACGCAAUACGCUGCGGGCGUACGAGUUGGUCCUCCCUCCUGGUGCCCCAGGCGGCGCAGGAUAUGGAAGCAAGGAACUAUUGAUCCACCGUCGACCGUCUCCCACAUGUAUGGCCGUCCAUCCCUCUGGGCAUUUCUUCGCCGCUGGGUACUCCGAUGGUUCCAUUGCCUUCUGGGCCGUAGAGGAUGAAGACCAACCUCUUAUGGUCAGAACCCUCGAUGACGUAGAUGUCAACGUCGUAGACCCCGAAAAGAUCGACAAGUAUCUACCACAAGAUGGCCGCCCGGUUCCUGGUGGCAUCCCAGACGACGUUAGGGAGCCCAUAUUCAAACUGUCGUGGAGCGGGCUUUCCAACUCGACAGACCCGCGUGGUGGCGACACAGUGUUGACCAUACUUGGCGGCACAAAGAUAGGCGACGAAAUAGGGCUUAUAGUCCAUUCCUUACCGCCUUUCAACCCUCCCGAGCCUCCUACGCCCCCUGCGACAAAUCGACCGAAUGAACUACCAACCUUCUUUCGGAACGCUAUGCGUGAAUGUGUCAUCGCGAACAACGCCCACUUCUAUCCAACGGACGGCAUCGUCCAGGACUAUUUGGUGGUGUCUCGCGAUAACCCUCACUUCGGUGGUACAUUUGACCCAACAGCCAUCAUACUUCUAUGUGAAGGUCCAGGAGACACACGUGUUGUAGAAGCCCGACAAUUUCCACCUCCUGUAUUCACCUCGGAUACACCCAAACCAGUCAACAACCCAGAGCUGGGAGCUGAGGGUGCUCAGGACGAUCUGAUUGAUGAAUUAACCAAAACUUUGAAGGCUAUGGAGCUGGAUAGUGAACCCAUGCGCCUCACUUUGCCUGUUGCUUUGGAGGAUGGCCGGAGCCUUGUGGAUGGACACUUAUUGACCCUUGGUCGCGAUGCACACGAAUCGUUGCUAGCUAACGGAAGUUUACAGACGAAAUUACCUUUGAAAGGAGGCACUGCUUGGGCCGAAGAAGCUCAUGCCACCGAACUCAGGCAUGCGAAGUAUCAAGCUCGACGGGUAUUGGUAACGCAGCAUAUAGACCUCACAGUUCAAUUCGAGAACUUCAGUUCCCAGCUGCUGAUGGGUACACAAACCGAAGGUCGCAUAGAGCACGACUUCCCCGAGUCGCUCCCUCACCUCAAAAUCGACCUCAACACCGUCAUCGUGGACCCGGCUGUUGCUUCCCGGUCCAAUUUCACGUCACCCCCGCGUAUCGACUCGAUUCACCUUACCUCCGAAUCGCUUGAGUGUCUCGUCACAUUACGCUCGGGUGAACUUUUCGUAUACAAGCCUAAACCGGACGAAUACGAGUUCGAGAAGCCCCUAUUUAGGGAAGCAACGGACGAAGAAAUAGUGAUACUCUCGCACAUUCCGACGGGAACUUCAGCAAAAUAUGCCCCGAACUUCAUGCUUAGCCCAGGGAGAGGCCUCUUAACAGCGUAUGCUAUAUGCGACAUAGGUUUUGUUGCUUCGGCUUACGCUGACGGAUCAUUGUAUAUCGUCGACAUGCGUGGUCCGACUGUUAUCCUUCGGCAUGACCCCGCCCAGAAGUCCAAAUCCCGCCAUUCAAUCGCAUUGGCAUUGUCUCGGCACUCCGCUUCAACCUAUCCUGUAGAUUCAUUGACAUGGUCAAUCUGCACAUUAAGCACAGGCGCUUCAAUGGGUCUACGACUCAUCGCUGUCCGCACCAACGGUGUGACCGAGGUAUUCUCCCUCGAGCGUUCGGAGGUUGGGGCUUGGGAAUGCGAUCGCCCAGACCCCAUCACCUUUGAGUCCGUCGAGAACCCCCUUCCGAAAGGCAACUUCGUUAUUGACGGCAAGUAUGGUGCUAUCGUCGGUGCGACUCCAGCGCUACUUGCAGCGACUUUCGAUGCCGUCGCUGCUUCGCGCUGUAUAUGGGUGAUAUGUGGCGCGAAGAGUGCGAAGAGCUUCACGGAGGUAACGGGCGAACAAGUUGGAAAGGCUCGCUGGAAUACGAAGACAGGUUCUAUCACCAGUGCCCAACUCGUUGAUAAGAAUGGAUCACACGCAUUGGUGACUAUGUCGGGAAGUAAUACUGUGUCAGUCUAUUCGGUUCCAGAGCUAGAACUCCUGCACACCAUUCUUUUGCCGGCAACCCGAUUCUCCACAAUCACCAUGGAUGACACCGGCGAUUUCAUACAAUGGCAACGGCACGCCAAAGCACCCUUGAUCGUUAGCGCUACGUAUGGUACCCUAUUCAACUUCCGUCGCACGCCGGGCUAUCCCCUCAUUGAAUUCGCCUCAACGAAAGGAGUUAUCCCGCCCACACCACAACCGAUAUCAAUGGGCCCCCCUUCACUAUUGAGCGGGUGGUUCUCCUUUGGCGGAGGUACAUCGGGCGAUCAAAUCGAUUUACUACUGGGCGGCCCCGACCGACCCAUUCCCCAACCAAAACCUCGUGACGUUGCGCAGGAAGGAACGUCCUCAGGUUUCAAUGCUUCGGCAAUUACAGCCUCUGUGGCGGGUGCUCAAGCUGGCAUAUACAACCGAUUACAAUCGGCCCUCAGUGAACGCGGACAAAUGCUCGACGGUUUACAGGAUCGAUUCAAUGAUCUGGAGGAAGGGAGUAGAAACAUGGUAACACAGGCUAAGCGAUUGGCCGCCGAGCAAACGGCGAAGAGAUUCCCGUGUAUCAAUUUCUCCGAUGAAUCUUGUGAUAUCUUUGUACAGAAAUGA